AUGCUGACCUCAAGCCACAACCAUACACCACCAAAAGUCUCGCCACGGGCGUCCUCCGAAACCGUUGCCCGACCAACCAAUAAUAAUCCACGCGUCGUAACCCCGGCUACAACCACGACGUGGCCCCUGCGCCACCCACGCCCGCCAUGCCACCUGAAUUGGCCCCCUGGGUCCACUUUUCCAGCCCGAACACACUUGAAACGCACUCAAGCUCUGAUUGAUCCCCAGGACGGCCAAUUCAUGCCGUACUUCGAGCGCUCUCCAGUCUCGACGCCGGACCAGGAGUGCGAUGAGCCGCACUACUUUGACCACCCCUACACCUCGUACGACUCGUCGCCAGACUCGGUCCUGAGCCCGUUGCGCUCCCGGGCCAACUCAAUAGCCCUGAAGAAGCUCAUGGAGACCCAGAUGCAGAUGCUGCUUGACAUCAGCGCGGCUUGGAAGAAGAAGUACCCUUGCUACCCAGCCCGUGUCCUUUCUCCCCGCCAACCCUAUCUUCAUGAAAUCCAAUUGAUCCUCAUACCCGCCGGACCUUCUCGAGUCACACAAACAUCGCCAGAAGAAGAACACAUUAAAGAACCGAGCCCGCCUCUUCCCGCGCCGGGUGACUAG
This is a messenger RNA of Puccinia triticina, 612 nucleotides long. RefSeq lists its product as uncharacterized. The record is from RefSeq and is a predicted model, not a curated record. Lineage: Eukaryota; Fungi; Basidiomycota; Pucciniomycetes; Pucciniales; Pucciniaceae. The transcript is spliced from 3 exons. Bases 1 to 612 code for a protein of 203 amino acids.